CAAAGUUUCAACCAACUUUCCUACGUGUACUUGCCUCUCCAUUCAGAUAUCUUUCUUUCCCUUGCUCUCUCUCAAACCCUAAAUCUUAGCUGUAGUGUCCCUGCAACUCUGAUGGCUUCCUGCUUAGGGUGUUGUUUUGGAAACACGAAUACUGAUAAACAUCGCAGCACUGACAAAAAAGAUGGUGGAUCUACAUUACCAGCACUCCAACCAGUGUCAUCACCUCACCACUCACCAGUUAUAGAUCAGAUUGAAUCUAGCUCUGCAGUUCAGGAUCAAGAGAAUCAAGAUGGUGGAUCUACAUUACCAGCACUCCAACCAGUGUCAUCACCUCACCACUCACCAGUUAUAGAUCAGAUUGAAUCUAGCUCUGCAGUUCAGGAUCAAGAGAAUCAAGACGGUGGAUCUAUGUUACCUACACCCCAACCAACUCCACCACCUCACGUCUCACCGGUUAUACAUCCGAUUGAAUCUAGCUCAGUAGUUCAUGAUCAGGAGAAUCAAGGUCAUGCUUCUACCUCUGAGAACCAUCAAGCGUAUGAGCUGAAGAAAUAUAACUUUGAACAACUAGCAGAGGCUACUCGUCAUUUCUCCAACAACUUUCUACUUGGCGAGGGUUCUUUUGGUCAAGUCUACGAGGGAAAGCUAGAUGGUAAAGUCGUAGCUAUCAAAAAACUUAAAAGAACACAGGAACAGCAUGAAAAGCCCCAAAAAAAUUUGGAGGAGAUUGAGGUCCUUAGAAAUGUAAGUCAUCCACAUAUUGUUAAGCUGGAAGGGUACUGCAAUGAACAAGCUAAUAAAUUGCUUGUUUUAGAAUAUGUUCCCAAUAAGUCCUUGAAUUUUCAUUUGCAUGAAGGAAAGGAGCUUUUGGCGUGGGACAACAGAAUGAAAAUUGCAAUCGGCUCUGCUAAAGGGAUUCAAUAUCUACAUGAAGGCUGUGAUCCUAAAAUUAUACACCGAGAUAUCAAGUCUGCGAAUAUACUCGUUGACAAUGAAUUCCAGCCAAAGGUAGCAGAUUUCUCACUCGCCAUAUUUUUGCCGAUUUCUGAUGAUAUUACUCACAUCAGUAGUAGUAUGGUGAUGGGAACUAACGUAUCAUUGAAGUUCUUGAAGGGACUAUACCUCCAGAGGAGAUAUGGAAUUCGGAAGAUAAUAAAUUCUUACACAAUAACCCUAAGGCUAACAGAUCUCAUCAUGAAGACCAUCUCCAGCAUAUGGUGCAGAAACUCCAUCGAUAUUCGAGAAACUCCAUCUAAUGGCACUGACAAUUUUCAAGAUUAUCAACCGAGGGAAAUUACUUAUAAAGAACUAAUUACAGCCACUGAUGGUUUCUCUCUCGACAAUUUUCUUGGUGAGGGUCGUUCUGGUCAAGUGUACAAGGGAUGCCUAAAUGGUGAAGCGGUAACAGUUAAGAGAUUUAAAUAUAGGCCUGGAGAGCAAGAAGAUGAAUACGAGAAGAUUAAAGCCAUUAGUAGUAGUGUCCAUCAUGAAAAUCUUGUUAACCUGAUUCGAUUCUGCAAUGAAGGAGCAAAUAGACUGCUUGUUUAUGAGUUUGUUCCGGAGGACAAAACCUAUGGUUCUUAUUUUCGAGGAGUUGAAUUUGUUCCAUGGCAAAUCUCGCGCAGAAUCAUCAAUUGCAGGAUGAAAAUAUUGGAAUAUCUGUUGGAACGCUAUGAACCCUGGGAUUUGUAUGACGUCUUCCAUAGAGAUCGAAUUUAUAUUGAUGAUAAUAUGAAAGUGAAGUUUGCAGAGUAUGGACGUGCCAAUUUUCUCUCAAAUUCUGCUACUUGUGUCUCUACUGGUUAUAUGCCUCCUGAAUAUUUCCAUAGGAGGAGAUUCACUGAGAAGACCUAUGCUUAUUCUUUUGGUCUAUUCGUUUUGGAGGAAAUUACAGGGAAACAACAUGAUGAUAUCAGUUUCAAUGGCAACUCUAACAUAGUUCAAUGGGCUGUACCUCGGCUCCGAAAAGGUUUGUCCAAUGGCAACUAUGAUUUUAUUGAUAAAAGAUUGCAGGGCUAUGACAACAAUGAAAUGACGCAAGUGAUAGCUUGUGCUUUAGCUUGUUUAAAUGAUAAUCCAGAAGAUCGACCACAAAUGAAUGAGAUAGUUGAAGCUUUAGAAGGAAAUAUUCAAGUUUUAGAAAGAUAUAUUCCCCUAGAAGAUCUAUGGAAAAGGGAGCAAGAGCUAAGCCGUCGACAGUAAAUCAUCAUACUCUACGGCAAGCCGACAACUGUUUAGGUCAUUUCAGCCUCGCCCAAGCGUGCGAUUUGGCAGGAUGAGCCUUGCCUCAAGCAAGUUGAGCCAAGCCAAAGGACAAGGUCUGCCUAUCCUACGAAAAUUUCCACUUACUGGUAUUAAUUUGGCCUCCAACAUAUAAUUUGAGUUGUUUUUUAUUAAAUUCAAAACUUUAUAUAUAUAGUUGUCGCAAUCAAUGCUUUUAAUCAUUUUUUUUAUAUGAUUUGAGGUAAAAAAUUUUAAAAUA
Molecule: messenger RNA, 2482 nt
Organism: Hevea brasiliensis (rubber tree)
Lineage: Eukaryota; Viridiplantae; Streptophyta; Magnoliopsida; Malpighiales; Euphorbiaceae
Product: putative leucine-rich repeat receptor-like serine/threonine-protein kinase At2g14440
Exons: 15
Coding region: 112-2202 (696 amino acids)
Biological process (GO): protein phosphorylation
Molecular function (GO): ATP binding; protein kinase activity
Source: RefSeq, a predicted model, not a curated record